Molecule: messenger RNA, 4371 nt
Organism: Plasmopara halstedii
Lineage: Eukaryota; Oomycota; Peronosporomycetes; Peronosporales; Peronosporaceae
Product: regulatory-associated protein of mtor
Exons: 3
Coding region: 1-4371 (1456 amino acids)
Biological process (GO): cellular response to amino acid stimulus; regulation of autophagy; cellular response to starvation
Cellular component (GO): TORC1 complex; cytoplasm
Molecular function (GO): protein-macromolecule adaptor activity; protein binding
Source: RefSeq, a predicted model, not a curated record
AUGGCAGUGACGUCGCAGUCGAAUGGGCUUGCGUCGCCGUGUAUGUCGAAAGCUGACAAUAGCGUUGAGCCUUUUAACAUAAGCAAAAGCCGCCGAAGCAAUCCCGCUGGUGGACUUCGCUUUGCACAAAUUACGAGGCACCACCAUAAUCAAGACGAUCCUUUCAAACCCGUCGACGUUUUGCCUUGGCGCAUGCGCGAACGCAUGAAGACGAUGGACGUAGCGCUUGUUCUGUGUCUCAAUAUUGGUACAGACCCUCCUGAUGUGGAGAAGUCGACACCUUGUGCUCGUAAAGAGUGCUGGGUGGAUCCGUUCUCCAUGCCAGCGAAAAAGGCAAUCGAGACGAUUGGGAACACGCUGCAGUCGCAGUACGAACGCUGGCAGCCACGUGCGCGCUAUAAACAAACGUUAGAUCCAACAGUGGAAAAAGUUCGCGAGCUAUGUGUAAAUCGAAGAAGAUUAGCCAAGAAUGACCGUGUGUUAUUCCACUACAAUGGUCAUGGUGUUCCUCGACCAACGCAAAAUGGAGAGGUUUGGGUAUUCAACAAGAGCUAUACGCAAUAUAUCCCACUCCUUGUGUAUGACCUGCAGUCGUGGGUAGGUACGCCAUCAAUUUACGUGUUUGACUGCUCGGCAGCAGGCAUGCUAUUGAGUCACUUCACAACGCCCCCAACGACAAUAAAUCAGACGCAUGGGCGAGACGGGAAUCCCUCCGCAAACGAAGCCAUUGUGCUAGCUGCUUGUGCUGCAGAUGAGCUGUUACCAAUGAAUCCAGAUUUGUGUGCAGACUUGUUUACAUCUUGCCUGACGACGCCGAUUACUGUCGCAUUGCGUUGGUUUAUAUCGCAGAACGAGCUCUCGAUGGCACAUCUGGACGCCAGUUUUAUCAAACGAAUUCCUGGAAAACUCACCGAUAGAAAAACACCUUUAGGGGAGCUCAACUGGAUUUUUACGGCAAUCACUGACACGAUCGCAUGGAAUAUGCUACCUCGUGAACUUUUUCAAAAAUUGUUUCGGCAAGAUUUAUUGGUAGCUUCACUCUUUCGCAAUUUUUUGCUGGCAGAACGUAUCAUGAAGUCGGAAGGUUGUUCUCCUUGCUCUCUGCCAGCUUUACCGCCGACGAAUCACCACUCGCUUUGGCGCUCGUGGGACUUGGCGGCCGAGAUUUGCCUAAACCAGUUAUACAAACUCACCAAUCCGUACCCAAACGUUGAUAUGAGCCUCCAGCCUUCGCGAUUUUUCGCCGAGCAGCUGACAGCGUUUGAAGUAUGGCUUCAGUUCGGGUCUUCGGAAAAACCGCCACCACAGCAGUUGCCUAUGGUAUUGCAAGUUCUUUUAAGCCAAGUUCAUCGUCUUCGUGCCCUCGUGCUACUGAAAAAGUUUUUGGACUUAGGGCCGUGGGCAGUGAAUUUGGCCCUUUCGGUUGGUAUUUUCCCGUACGUGCUCAAGCUGCUUCAGUCUCCUGCAAGUGAGCUUCGUCAGGUGCUCGUAUUUAUUUGGUCAAAGAUUCUGGCUUUGGAUUUGAGUUGUCAAGUGGAUCUCGUGAAGGAUGAAGGUCAUUCCUACUUUAUAACGCAUCUUGCUGCUGGGCUUCACAACAUUGACGAAGAUCAGACUAGCGUAUAUACUGCCGGAAGCAACUUGAUGCCUUCCGAGCAAAAAAUAAUGGCAGCCUUCAUUAUUUCAGUGAUCUGCAACAAUUACCAACCUGGUCAAAAGAGUUGCUUGCCGCAGUACGUACAUAAAAUCUGUAUAAACCUGCUUCAAGAUUCAGAUGAAAAAGUGCGUAUGUGGGUAUGCCUGUGUCUGGCAAAGCUAUGGGAAAAUUUUGAUGACGCAAAACGUAUCGUAUUCGAAGACAAAGUACCCCAAAAACUUGGUGCCACCCUCAAUGACGAUCACCCAGAAGUACGAGCUGCUGCUGCCUAUGCGCUUGGAACAUUAGUUGGUUUCCUGUAUGACCCGAACACAAUUGGCAGGCAAGUUGAUAGGAGUCGCUUAGAGGAGUUUAUUCGGCAGCGAGCUCACGCUGAUAUUGUCGUGGCUUUGGAGCUGCUGCGGGGAUGCCGGGAUGGAUCUCCAUUGAUUCGUCAGGAGAGUGUGCUAGCUUUGGCAAAUGUUAUCCUUCAUAACUACCACCAAUCACGCUUCGAAUCAGUAGCCAUGCAUUUCAAAAAUCAGUUAGCGAAUGUUCCUGUCACUUCUCCAACUCGCCGCCAAUCUUCCCCUGCUGACUUGAAAUUUAUGUACACGUCGCAAUCAUCAGAGGAUCUCGCUGACACGAGUCCAAAAUGCAAUGCAGAAUUAAUCGUGGACGAGAAACUAUUGAACGAUAUUGGUGAGGAUGCUAGAAGUUAUGCUCAAAUCUGGCACGUGCUAAAGGAGAUGCAAUCGAGAGAUCCUUUUCCUGCUGUGGUUGAAGCCGUUAAAGCUGUUGUGAGCUUUGUGAAUGCUAGUAUUCUGGAAGCUGAGCAUGAACAGCUGCGAGAAAACACGUUCACAGGAACUUUGUUGAAUUCCCCCUCGCAUAAUACGAUAAUUGCUGAAAAUGUCUCUAUCAAACGUACGAAUCGAAGUACUACUGUUGCAAUAAAUCGAGACAGCACUGGUUCAGAAUCCUUUUCCUUCGCUCAACCUCAGCAAAUUGACAGUAUUUCCUCGAAAGGUGUUGCUUUUCCUUCAGCAAAUGCUAAUCAUGGCAGCCUGAUGAAACCCGUAAAUAAGCACAUGCAACCUAUUACACAAGCGCAAAAAGGAUUGCGGUCAGCUGUUUCGGUAGGCAAUUUUCAACAGUAUCAAAGCAAGCUUCAGCAAGAGUUAAGCAGUCCCAUGGGUGCUGAAAACGAUCAAUUCGUGCCAAAUCCACCAAUGAGCACAGGCAGUAACAUGAAUCAACCAAAAUACCGAGGGCAAGCUUCUUCUCAGAUGGUUAUAGGACACAGAGUAUCUGCAAGUAUACUAGCUGGUGAAGAAAACAUUAGCGGUGGGUUACCUGUGCAUGUUCCCUCAUUGCUGAAACGUUACGGUCGUCAUGAGCAUUUUCCAUCAAGUCUCAAAUCGACUUUUUACGAACAACACAAAGCUCAUUUUAACGAGCCUAGUCUGGAUCUUGACGAAGAAGAUGAAGACCCACUCAGCGAAACUGGUGCAGAAAGAUGGGAACGCUGUCGUCGAUACAAUCGUAUUCGAGGUGCCGCUUUGAAAUUGGCACCUGGUUUUGCGUCACCUCAAAAGGAAAAUAAUCGUUCAUUAUCGUCAAAAUCUGGUACAGGCUUACAAAAUGGAAUUUCACACAACUCACCGCCAUACUUUCUCUCUGAAUAUGACGGUACGCAGCGAAAAUUAACUCUUGGUGAUCAGGAUGCAGUAAAGGACUUUACCUUGAAUCUCCGUCAGCGUGCUGUGCUAAAUAACGAUGCAGAGAUGACAUCCCUGUUGCUUUUUCACCCUUACGAGACGUUGCUUCUUGUUGCUGACGAAAAAGACCAAAUUUCGCUGUACAACUUUGAGGAAACAGAGUCAAAAGUGCUAAGCAUGGGUAACAAAAAUCCACCUGGCUCGAGAUUGACUUCCUUAAGUUGGAUAAAUGAAACUGAGGAGAGUCUUCUAACUUGCGGCUCUGACGACGGUGUGAUAAAAAUCUACCACGGACUCCACAACCCUCAUCCACCAGUAGGCAGUCCAAAACUCGUAUCGGCUUUCGUCGCGGUGCCGGAUUUGGUGCCGGGAACUCGCGGGUCGGGUCUUGUCAUGAAUUGGCAGCAAGAUACUGGCAAAUUAUAUGCUGGUGGAAACUCGGGUAUGCUUCGUGGCUGGGAUUUACGUCAAGAAAGGUGUAUAUGUGUGAUUCCUACGCAGACAGACUCUUGUAUCACUAGCAUGGCAAGCGACAAGAAUUUCUCCGAUAUGCUGGUAGCUGGUUUUGGUGAUGGCACUUUGCGGAUAUUUGACUCACGAAGCAGGCCCGACUAUUCAAUUAAAAUCACCACGAAAGAACACUCAUCGUGGGUGGUGCAAACGCAUAUAUACGCUGGUCGGAAUGAGCUUUUGACGGGCUCUGUAACCGGUGAGCUAAAAUUCUGGGAUAUAAGAUUUCCAAAGAAUAGUAUAAAGUCAUUGGAAGCGCAUCGAUCACCAAUGACUGCCCUUGCCGUUCACGACUAUGCUCCUAUAUUUGCAAGUGGCUCGCACAACCAGUUUAUUAAGGUUUUUCGGAGCGAUGGCGAGCAGUUGGCGCUUAUUCGCUACCACGAAGGAUUCUUGGGCGAACGGAUUGGUCCCGUUUCGUGCUUGGCAUUCCAUCCUCAUCGACUUUUUUUGGCGGCAGGUGCUACCGACUCCGUUGUCGCUGUAUAUUCAAGCGACAAGUAA